Messenger RNA from Aspergillus puulaauensis, 1326 nucleotides. Its product is annotated as NAD(P)/FAD-dependent oxidoreductase. The record is from RefSeq and is a predicted model, not a curated record. Gene Ontology annotation, molecular function: saccharopine oxidase activity; flavin adenine dinucleotide binding; sarcosine oxidase activity. Bases 1 to 1326 code for a protein of 441 amino acids. The transcript is spliced from 3 exons. NCBI's taxonomy places the organism in Eukaryota, Fungi, Ascomycota, Eurotiomycetes, Eurotiales, Aspergillaceae.
AUGACUACAAAUCAACCAUCGUAUCUAAUCCUUGGCGCCGGCAUCUUCGGCGUCUCCACCGCCUACUACCUCAUAAAAUCCAACCCCAACGCCUCCGUAACCCUCGUCGACCGCGACGCCUUCGACGCCGAAACCCGCGUCGCCGCAUCCUGGGACUGGAACAAGGUCGUGCGCGCCGACUAUGCCGACAUCGACUACUGCCGGCUCGCCCUGGAAGCCCAAGACAUCUUCAACACCGACCCGCUCUGGAAGCCGUAUUUCCACGAGACGGGGGUGUACUGGGUGUGUCGGGACGAUUAUGGGCAGGAUGUGGUAGAGAACUAUAAGAAGCUAGGGCGCAAGGCGGAGAUUGCGGCGUUUCCGCUGGAGGAGGCGAGGAGGAUGUAUGGCGGGUUGUUUGAGCAGGCGGAUUAUACAGAUGCGAAGGAGGUGCUUGUGAAUAAGACGAGUGGGUGGGGUGCUGCGGGGGAUGCGUUGAGGGCUGUUACGAGGGAGGUGAUUAGGCUGGGGGUGAAGUAUGUGCAGGCGGAUGUUGAGACUUUGUUGUUUAAUGGGCGGGAUGAGUGCAUUGGAGCGAAGACUGCGACGGGCGAGGAGAUCAAGGUUUCCAAGGUUGUUCUGUCUACAGGGGCGUUUACGGCGAAGCUGCUGGAGUACAGCGCUGCUGCCACUGGGAAGGAAGAUCUUAGGGCUGGACCCAGGAUUGUCGCUGGCGGUAUUACCACGGGGAUGGUGACGCUGGACGAGAAGUCGUAUGACAAGUUUGCGAAGAUGCCCGUGGGCUUCCAGGGCUAUGCCGCUGACAAGGGGCCUUUCCUCGGUAGUCUCCCUCCAACGCCAGAGAAGCAGCUGAAGUGGUGGGGUGCAACGAUAUUCAGCAACACACAGGAAGUCCUUCCUGGCCGAUUUGUAUCAGCGCCACCAACAGAUCAAGAUUACUCGCAGUGGAACGUAUCAAAAAAACUACAAGACGACGUCCGCUACUCCGCCCGCAUGUUCUACGGCUCCCAAACCGCAUCCUGGAGCUUCGACAAGUUCCGAGUCUGCUGGGACGCAUUCACACCAACCGGAGACUUCAUUAUCUCCCCCCACUCCGCCGCAAAAGGCCUAUACGUCGCCACCUGCGGCUCAUUCCACGGCUUCAAAUUCUUCCCCGUCAUCGGUAAAUACAUUGUGCAGAUGCUAGAGGGGAAGCUGGAUUCGCACCUCACGCAGAAGUGGGCUUGGGACCGGACGGCCGAGCAGCUCGAUUCGUCGCUGAAUCCGGAGUGGCCCAGGUCUGAGAUGAAGGAUAUGCUGGAUGCGAAGGUUGUUGCGAAGCUGUAG